This is a messenger RNA of Salmo salar (Atlantic salmon), 1442 nucleotides long. RefSeq lists its product as uncharacterized. The record is from RefSeq and is a predicted model, not a curated record. Gene Ontology annotation, molecular function: phosphatase binding. NCBI's taxonomy places the organism in Eukaryota, Metazoa, Chordata, Actinopteri, Salmoniformes, Salmonidae.
ACCUGCUCCAUCAGACCACCAGCCUGUACAAAGCCAGAGGAUACUGUAGUGACAUACAAAAGGACUGGAGAAACAAGACAAGAGGCACGAGGGAGAUAUCCAGAGAAACAGAAGGAAAUAAAUAAAUAAAAAGAGGAAGUUUGGCCAGUGAGAAUUGACUUUGGGAAAGUUUUGGUACUCUGCAGAGAGAGUAGCCGUGCUACUCUGGUUGGAAACUCAAGGAUCAGAAGGAAGUGAGAAAAGUCAAGGACGAUAAGCGUGAAAAGGACAAAGGAAUUUGUUUCCCCUGACUGGAUUGCAAAGUUUUCUUGGAUUUCUCCCACCCCUCCUCCUGGGCUGAGCGCAUAGGGGGAGGAAGAACCGUGUUGACCGCAGGGAUGAAGUAUAGCUACCAGCUACCAGUGUCAUCGUACACCACGCGAUAUAGUCAGUACACACCAAUGACGUACACACCAACACACUACACCCCCACCAAUUACACACCUACGCACUACACCCCCAGCAAUUACACACCUACACACUACACCCCCACCAAAUACACACCCACUUCAUAUACCCCAACAAGGUACAGCUCAACUCACUACACCCCCACAAGCUACACCCCAUCACUUUACACACCUACACACAAAACCAGUUCCAGUUACACCCCUUCGUACAGCAAAGGAACACGCUACAGUGCUGCUACACGUCGCACAGCACACAUACCUGCACAGCAGACUCCUGCACCUCUACCACUCAAGCCAGUCCGGGCUGUGCACUUCUCCAAUGAUAUUAUCUUCCAGGACCUUGUCCGACAUGGUGAGAUGGAGCAGAUUGGACGCUUUAUGAGAGCGAAGAAAGUACGUCUGCAUACCCUCUUCCCAUCUGGUAUGGCAGCACUCCAUGAGGCCGUACUCACAGGGAACCUGGAUUGCGUGAAGCUGCUGGUGAGAUAUGGAGCUGAUGUCCACCAGAGAGAUGAGGAUGGCUGGACGCCGCUGCACAUGGCCUGCAGUGAUGGCUUCCCCGAAAUCGCCAGCUACCUGCUCUCUCUUGGUGCCAGUGCAUUUGCAGAGAACGAGAACGGGGAGAAGCCAGCGGACCUCAUUGACCCAGAUUGUAAGGAGCUGGUCAAUCUAUUUGAGGCAGGCUGUGUGUAACUCACUGGCCACCUACAGUACAGGACCUGAAGGAGCUUGAUGUGGACAGAUGGAUAGUGUACCCUGGUCCUGAGACUAGCUUCUUGGAAUGGAAAAGCCCAGCCAGAGAGAAGGAGAAAGACUGGGACAAGGGACCAGGCCACUUUUCCUGCUACAGAGCACUUGUAGCCUAUUCUUUGCUAAAUGCAUAAUUGUGACUGACAAUGCUUUUUGGAGAGGUUUUGUAUAUCAAGUUGGACAAUGCUUUGUAAAGGUUAUAAUUUUUUGUAUCUUUUUCAUUCUUCGCUUAAAAGAAGUUGGCUA